Stegastes partitus (bicolor damselfish) is the source of this 1742-nucleotide messenger RNA. RefSeq names its product vacuolar protein sorting 36 homolog (gene vps36). Lineage: Eukaryota; Metazoa; Chordata; Actinopteri; Pomacentridae. Gene Ontology annotation, cellular component: late endosome membrane; ESCRT II complex. The transcript has 14 exons. Bases 82 to 1233 code for a protein of 383 amino acids. Gene Ontology annotation, molecular function: phosphatidylinositol-3-phosphate binding; ubiquitin binding. The record is from RefSeq and is a predicted model, not a curated record. Gene Ontology annotation, biological process: protein transport to vacuole involved in ubiquitin-dependent protein catabolic process via the multivesicular body sorting pathway.
AAGUAAACAUAACAUGAAUCUGAGCAGAGGAGUAGGAGAGGAAAAGGGAGAAAUCUAAACUGCUUUUGCAUUCAGACAAAAAUGGAUCGAUUUACGUGGACAAAUUCGCACUUAGAAUUAAAUGAAACUUAUGUGAUCGAGCAGGGAGGUGUCAGACUGUACGACGGCGACGAAAAGGCUAAGCUGAAUGUCGGAACUGCCUUUUUGACCACCCAUCGGUUGAUCUGGAGUGAUAUCAAAUACGAGGAUUCCUGCCUGUCCAUCCCCCUGUCACAGAUCAUCUUCUUUGAGGAGGAGGCAGCACGAAUAGGAAAGAGUGCAAAAAUAGUCAUCCACCUGCAUCCAGCACCUGCCAACAAGGAACCGGGUCCCUACAAAAAGAGCAAGUUCUCCUACAUAAAGCUGUCUUUUAAAGAACAUGGGCAGAUUGAGUUUUACAGGAGGCUUACAGAGGAGAUGACUCUGAAAAGGUGGGAGAAUACACCGGUUUCACAAUCCAUCCCCCCACCAGUAGCUGGAUCUCGGGGAGGACAUACACGUGCAGUGGGGAUUGUUGGUAUUGAAAGGAAGAUAGAGGAGAAGAGGAAAGAAAUGGAUAAGAACAUUUCUGAGGCCUUUGAGGACCUCAGUAAACUGAUGGUGAAGGCCAAAGAGAUGGUGGAGCUGUCCAGAUCUAUAGCCAACAAGAUCAAAGACAAGCAGGGGGACAUAACAGAAGAUGAGACAAUACGGUUUAAGUCCUACCUUCUGAGCAUGGGUAUUGCUAACCCGGUUACCAGGGAAACACAUGGAUCAGGUACACAUUAUCACCUACAGCUUGCUAAGCAACUGGGAGACAUGCUGCAGGCCCCACUAGAGGAGCGCGGCGGUAUGAUGGCUCUCACGGAGGUGUACUGUCUCGUCAACCGCGCCAGAGGGAUGGAGCUUUUAUCUCCAGAAGAUUUGGUAAACGCCUGCAAAGUGUUUGAGUCACUGAAGCUGCCGUUGAGACUGCGUGUGUUUGAUAGUGGUGUGAUGGUGGUCCAGCUGCAGUCUCACAGCGAAGAGGAAAUGAUAGCCUCAGCACUGGACAAUGUGUCCGACAAAGGUUCCCUGACAGCAGAGGAGUUUGCAAAACUCUUGGGUCUUUCUGUUCUUUUGUCCAAAGAGCGAUUGUUGCUUGCUGAGAAGAUGGGCCACCUGUGUAGAGACGACUCAGUCGAGGGUUUGAGAUUCUACCCGAACCUGUUCUGACCUCUUUUCCGUGAUUAUCGUUCAAUAAAACUGUGCAGCGGCUGUUUCUGCUGAUAGACGGAUGCAUUAAAACAAUCAUCUGACCUCUACACGUGCAGCAGGGUGUUUAUACCGCUAUACUUGCCGUCGUGUUCUUACCCAGUAUCAACUUGUGUUUGGUUGGACGUUUGAAUGGUUCUGAUGCACUGUAAAUCUAUGUAAAACUUUUUUUUUUAAAUCUCGAGCUACAAGUUGACCAGACACUGUCUUCAAAAUCAGUCGAGUGGAUCAGUUUCCAGAAAUAGUUUGACAAACGGCAAAAAUUGCGUAUAAAGCGAAGGGGAUUUAGAUUUACUCUGCUCGGUAGAGUGACUGUAAUGCGUGUUAGUAAUAAAUGGGUUUGGGAUUGUGUUCUAUGCUCAUUCUUCCACGAUCUUGGGUCACCUUUUUACAAGUGUUCUGUUAUGAAAAGCUAGCCAUUUUCAAAGAAAAAUAUGCAUAUAUAUAUUAAAAAUAAAUGUUUAACUAAA